AUGGAGUUUAUUGGUGAUGAUCAUGAACAACAAAAUGUUGUAAAAAUAGGCCAGAAGGAACAAAGCGGUAAAACUACCAUACAGGAUAGUUUAAACGGGAAGGUACAAAAUAUUAACACGCAAAAUCCUAACGUUAAUAAACAGAAUGAAUUAGAGGUGUCAUAUGAUGAGUUUAAUAUAUUUCUGCAGGACUUUUUUGGCGACAUAACUAAAGACGCGUUUGAGGAAAUCGUUUCGUUUCCUGUAAUCAACGUGGAAGACAUUAAUAUCAAUCUGUACAAAUCAAAAUGUAUUUAUCUGUCACAAAAUGAAAUUGAUAUCGACGAUUUGCUGGUAUCAGCGCUUCUGAGUGAAAAUAAUGAAGAAAGUUUUGUUACUAAAAAUAGAUAUGAAGAUGACAUCCUAUUCAAACCUAUAAGGGAAAGUGAAACAGUUGCUAGCGAGUUUUUUGAAAAAUACAAAAGUUUUUGUGAAAAAAUCGAUCUUAGGAACAUUAACAUACAGGAAGAAGACAAAAUUAUGAGCGUCCUAAAAAAGCAAAUCAGUAUUAACAACAGCAGACGAAAGGUACUCAGCAGUAUUUUGGAAAAGAAAUUGGAAGUUUUGUCAAUUCUAAAGUUUUUGCGGGAAAUUGACAGAAAAAUUGAGAAAGUUGCCUUUAAACGGAUCAAGAAUAAGAGGAAGAAGAAGUCAGAAGAUAAUAUUCAGCAGCUGCUAGAACUUAUUGUGGAGCGCAAUCAAUUUUAUGAUGCGUUCAGAGACGAGAUAGAAACAGCCUUGGAAGUGUUGAGUGUUUCGCAGAAUGUCUUCGCUGACGAGAACACUGACAUUACAAGUUUUGGAUUCAUGCCCAAAGACUUUUUUUUCGAUUCCUGAUCAGAUUCCAAAAUACAAUUCGAAUAGAAUAUCACAACUAGAUUUACGAAUAAUAGACUGCUAAAAAUAAGGCAGUGCUGAUCAUUGUAAUAAUAAAUAUUUAUUUU
Messenger RNA from Vavraia culicis subsp. floridensis, 983 nucleotides. RefSeq lists its product as uncharacterized. NCBI's taxonomy places the organism in Eukaryota, Fungi, Microsporidia, Pleistophoridae. The record is from RefSeq and is a predicted model, not a curated record. Bases 1 to 876 code for a protein of 291 amino acids. The transcript has a single exon.